ACUUACCGACCUCAAUCAUGGAAUUGAAAGCCAUCGGUGUACUAAUGACCUACCCCAUGUCUUCUUACCUCGAACAAGAACUCGAUAAGCGCUUCAAUCUCUUCCGCCUUUGGAAUCUCACUCAGAAAAACGAUUUCUUCAAGGAGAACUCCGGUUCCAUUCGGGCCGUCGUCGGAAACACCAACGUCGGUGCCGACCGCGAAUUGAUUGACUCGUUACCGGCUCUGGAGAUUGUAUCCAGUUUUAGCGUAGGCUUAGACAAGGUGAAUUUAGUGCAUUGUAAGGAUAAAGGAAUUAGGGUUACUAAUACACCCGAUGUGUUGACCGAAGAUGUGGCCGAUUUGGCGAUUGCAUUGAUGUUGGCAACGUUGAGAGGGAUUUGUGAGUGCGAUCGUUAUGUUAGAGGUGGAUUAUGGAAGAAAGGCGACUUCAAAUUGACUACUAAGUUCAGUGGCAAGAAGGUGGGAAUCAUAGGUCUAGGCAGAAUAGGUACAGCAAUUGCAAAGAGGGCUGAAGCAUUCAACUGUCCAAUAAGUUACUAUUCCAGAUCACAAAAACCAGAAUCAAAUUACAAAUACUUUCCCAGUGUAGUUGAAUUAGCUUCCGACUGUGACAUCCUUGUUGUGGCGUGUGCACUAACAGAAGAAACUCGCCACAUCAUCAACCGCCAAGUCAUCGAUGCGCUGGGUCCCAAGGGUUUUCUCAUCAACAUUGGGAGGGGCCCACACAUUGAUGAACAUGAACUGGUAUCCGCCCUUGUUGAAAGGCGGAUAGCAGGUGCAGGUCUUGAUGUGUUUGAGAAGGAACCCCAUGUCCCUGAAGAACUUUUUGGUCUUGAUAAUGUUGUCCUUGUGCCACAUAUUGGGAGUGAUACUGUUGAGACUGUAAAAGCCAUGGCUGAUCUUGUGGUAGGGAACCUAGAGGCUCAUUUUUCCAAGAAGCCAUUGUUAACUCCAGUGUUUAUUGAUUAGAAAGCUACACCUAGGAUCUCACACAACUUUCAAUGAUUUUCAUCUGUUAUGUAGUUAAACUGCAUUUUUAAGUUUAAGAGAUGAAAUUGUAAUCUCUGUGGGAUUCGCACAUCUACAUGGAUCAUCAAUGUCUUACCAUGUCUUUGAGAGGUUGUUUAUUAUUCGUUUUUCUUAAAUCGGUGCUAUAUGAUUUGUUCUUAUGCAUCCUUGAGAAUUGAGAUUGUAUAUUUAGUACCAACAAAUUCAACAAUUUGAUCGCUAGUACAUAGCUUUUGCAUGUGAUUGAAGUCUAUAUGACCAUGUAUUGACAUGUGCAUGCGUUUUAUGUGAUUUUAGUGCAUCGGUGAAUGAGUUAUUGCUUACAUUCGUGGGAAGGAGAUCUACGAUUAGGGUUGGAUGAAAAGCAAUGGUAAUAGAUCGGAAUGCUAGCACAAAGAUGUAAGAUUAGGAGUGGAGAAUAAAAGGAGUUGAUAUUGAUAAAGGAAAGCGUCCACCUAAAAUUAAUUGGUGCUGAUAGCAAAAUGGUAUGAACCAUAACUUUAAGGGUUAUGGACAUAAAAACACAUUAAAGAAGAAGUGACAACACUUUAGCAGCGGUUGCAUUAUAGAAGCGAUUGGAGGCACACUGCUUGGUAUCGGUAAAAAAAAAAUCACGUAACAAGAGUCGAUGGAAAAAAAUCACGUUGAUAGGCUCGAAUAGCAUGGCCCUAUUCACUACAUCUUCGAUCAUCCACAUCCAUUGAGCCAUUGUUAACUGACACUCACCAAGUCGGACGCUAUUACCACAUAUCAGAACCACAACAACCCCGUCUCUAUCAUCAUCUCAUUUGCGACCUGUUACUAGUGAAAGAAAGGGAAGAAGAUGGGGCAAUUUUUUAGACCUGUGAUCAAAAGAGAGAAAAGGGAAAUUCGCACCUGUUCAACGAUCGAGGAAAGAGUGUGGUUGUUUUUGGUUUUGGUUUUGUUUCUAUCGGGAAGUACACAAAGGCAAAGAGAGAGAUGCAAGAGUAGGAUUCCAUUGGAUCAAAGAAAAAGGGGUGGGUUACUUUUUGUUGGUAUUUUAUUACACAUCAACAUUCAAAAACCUAAUGACUUUGAUCAAAAUGAUGUUUUGGAUGGGUAAAUUUGUAAUAUGUAACCGGGAAACCUACUAACUUUGAUCAAAAUGAGGUUUUAGAUAGGUAAAUUUUGAGUUUAAUGGUC
This is a messenger RNA of Lactuca saligna, 2174 nucleotides long. Lineage: Eukaryota; Viridiplantae; Streptophyta; Magnoliopsida; Asterales; Asteraceae. The record is from the annotation of a GenBank genome assembly.